Messenger RNA from Erpetoichthys calabaricus (reedfish), 3356 nucleotides. It is a transcript of the gene psme3, whose product is annotated as proteasome activator subunit 3. Gene Ontology annotation, biological process: regulation of proteasomal protein catabolic process; positive regulation of endopeptidase activity; regulation of G1/S transition of mitotic cell cycle. NCBI's taxonomy places the organism in Eukaryota, Metazoa, Chordata, Cladistia, Polypteriformes, Polypteridae. Gene Ontology annotation, cellular component: cytoplasm; proteasome activator complex; nucleoplasm. Gene Ontology annotation, molecular function: endopeptidase activator activity. Bases 128 to 895 code for a protein of 255 amino acids. The transcript has 11 exons. The record is from RefSeq and is a predicted model, not a curated record.
GCGCAGUCUUUACGCGUCAUCUCUUGUUCCCACAUUGGCUCCUUGUGGCCUCUUCGCGCUUUCGGGUUCUUCUGCUGUCAGCGUUCCGCUCCGCGCUGUGACUUGACCACAGUUAUCCAGUGGUAGGAUGUCUUCUCUUCUCAAAGUGGACAAUGAAAUCAAAUCCAAGGUUUCUGCAUUCAGAGAACGGAUCUCCAGUGAAGCAGAAGACUUAGUUGCAAACUUCUUUCCCAAAAAGUUACUGGAGCUUGACCAUUUUCUUAAGGAUCCUCUGAUAAAUGUUCUCGAUUUGAAAGAAAUCCAUUCAGAAAUUAAUCUGAGUGUGCCUGACCCUAUUUUGCUCACAAACAGCCACGAUGGACUAGAAGGCCCACAGAAUGCAAAAAAGAGGAAGCAGGAAGAUAUUGAAGAAAACUGCCAAGGUACUAAAGUCUUUGUGAUGCCUGGUGGGAUGAUGAAGAGUAACAACAAGUUGGUGGAACUCAUUGAGAAAGUGAAGCCUGAGAUCAGAACCCUCAUAGAAAAGUGCAACACAGUUAAAAUGUGGGUUCAGCUGUUGAUUCCCAGAAUAGAAGAUGGAAACAACUUUGGGGUAUCUAUUCAGGAGGAAACAGUGGCAGAACUUCGAACAGUAGAAGGGGAAGCAGCUUCUUACCUGGACCAAAUUUCAAGAUACUACAUUACAAGAGCCAAGCUCGUGUCUAAAAUCGCAAAAUACCCUCAUGUGGAGGACUAUCGUCGAACUGUGACGGAAAUCGAUGAGAAGGAAUACAUCAGCCUGAAGAUUAUUGUCUCUGAGCUAAGGAACCAGUAUGUUACACUGCAUGACAUGAUUCUGAAAAACAUUGAAAAGAUCAAGAGGCCCCGAAGCAGUAACGCGGAGACCCUUUACUAAGGAGAGGGCAGUCUGUGUAAAGCAGCAGCAGUACUGUAAGCAGAACUAAAGACCGUGAUUGCCUUGGUUCAUUUUUGAGCAAGUGACUCACCAAGAUGAAGUUACCUGGCUGGAACUGUGAAGCACACACCCCGUGUCAAGUUUUAUGAUAAAGUCCAAAAAAAAUUGAAAAAAAUUUUUUUUUUUUUUUGAUGGUGUAUUAAAAAUUUUAAACCUCAGGAGGUUUAUCCUGAGACCAUUUCUUUCAUUACGGUAAAUGUUCGGUUUCUGAAUAAUUUACCUUGUUGCACUGGGGAAGCAAAACCCGACCUUUUUAUUUUUUAUUAUUUUUUUUUCGUCUGCAGCUUGUCCAGUUUGUUGUAAUUUAGCCGAGUUCUUCUUUUCGGCGGCAGCGCUUGAUGUACGCUCACAGCACACGAGAUUCUUAUUUUGUACAGAAGGCUGCUGUGUCUCGUGUCGAAUGUGUGCUCACAGUAUUAAGGGGGCUGCAGCUCCAAACCGUUUGUUUUAACCGAAAAAAUGUAAAAACUAAGCUUCAUCGUUCACGACUUGAGGUAGUCAGAGUUGGCGUUCCAGUGCACUCCCGUUUGCUUGGUGCUGCUUGCCUUUGAUCGGCGCACCUUAAAGUCCUCGUUUGGGUUUGAAGGAGAGGCUUUUUGGUUUGCGCUUUUUUGUUGUUUUCCUUUCCUCCUGUUAUACUUUUGUGUCUUUUUUUCAACGGAGGAAGCGUCUCGUCUCUACAAGGACACUCGACAGUUACCAUCACCAGGCCGACGCGUCCCCACACAGUUCGACUGAAAACGUUUUGAGCCGUUGCUUUCAGACCGUCACAAGUCCGCUUUUUUGGUUCGGAUUUCAAACUUUCUAUGAAGGUGAAAUGAAACAACUGAACAGAACGGAAUCGUGCCUGGCACUUCGCGCCAACCUCCUGUUACACGUCUUGCGUUUGUUGUGCAUGUGCUCUAACAGCCGGUUAGCAGGAAGGUUUCCUGCCUUCUUUUCUGCCCACCGUUAAGUUGUAAACCAGUGAGCCCCAGACUGGUGCGGCUCCUGUAGUGAAAGGCCUGACCGUUCAGCUUUGAGCACAAACUGAAGACUUCCUCCUGGAGGGGGCAGCACUGCAGUCGUGUAACCUGAAGGACACUUCAGACGAGGUGUCACUCGCUGUCCUCUUCAGGCCUGCCCUCCACGUCUCACGGUGUCCCCCUUAACUGUUUUCCAUUUGCGUGUUGUUGUGGUGGUGCACAGAACACCUUUGUAUUGCCGAGAAAGCGUUUGGAGAGACGGGGUCUCCAUUAGAGCUCGGGACCGACUCGUCUCCACCUGCUGUGGACGGUCAUCUGCCCGGCUGUGCUUAGGUUGAUGGCUCGCCGUCAGCUUUUCUUGCCACUUCAUGUGAGAGUUUAGUCAGGGAGCGGCCAUUUUUUAAUUUUUAUUUUUGGUGCUUCUUCCUAAAGCUUCUCCACAGACAUUCCAGAACAUCCGAUAGAAAAACAGCAGAUGUGCCGCUUGGCAGAGUGCCGGCUUCACAGACUCGGUGACCGUUGGUCUUGCGUCCCGCCGGUGGCCUGUCCACUUACGAGUAGCAGAUGAGCGGCCCGAGCCGAGUCGUCUCUCUAACGGAUGACGUCCUCUCGAGAUAAUUGGAGUGCAGAUCUUCGAGUGGCGUUUCGGGGCCCUCAGAGUGCCUGUGAUUUAUUUCUAAACGCUGGCCUCUGCUGAUGAGCGGGAGUCCCAUUAAAGUCUCGACACGGUGCUGCUGAGCAUUUCCUGAUCGCUUCCUUGGUGCCUUGCUGUCCUUCACAUUGAUUUUAUUCUUCUGUUUUUAAGUUUGGAACCCACAAUUAGAUUUUAUUAUUAUUAUUAUUUUUAUCUGUGAUCUGCAGCCGUCACCCCCUGUGGAAAGGCGUCGUCUUUUUAUUUGUAUUAUUAUUUUUUUUUUGGUAAUCUUUUAUGUUGAAGGUUUUGCCCUCUAAAGAGCACGUUGGCUCAUCUCCACUUCCGUCUCUGCCCCAGUUGGCAGGCUCCGUGGUGUGCUGUUUGGCGUUCUCCAAUUAGAAUGGCGUAUUUACGUUUCUCCACAGUCCGUCUGUGUAAAUAGUGGCCUGUGCCCCGUUGGCACCAUUUCAUGUAAGGCCUGCUAGAGAAGGUGCUUCUCGGCUUUCCCAGUUCUCAUUUGUAUGGAAGUUUAAUUAUGUGUACAUAGUAUACAGUUGGCAGUGGGUGCGGAGAGCACAGUGUGGGUACUCGGACCCCCUUCACUUCUGAAACACACACUUUACAUUUCUCUUGUUCUAUUAACUGUGAGCCAGUUGUUGCCAGGUCAGUGCCUGGGCGUCUGUUCAAUUCUGAUUCAAUUGCGCAUCACUGCCUUCAAACACAAGUUGGGUGUGAAACUUUUUUUAUAUGCGAUUAAAAUACAAGGCAAUGAAAAUAAAAACAAUUCUAACUCUCUACCUUG